CAAAUUGUCAUUUUCGUAAUAGUAUUGUUCUUUCACAAACUGAAUGGAUAUAACGAAAUUACUUUGAAUGAAUCAAAAUGUGAAAAUUAUCAUUGUAUUGACAUCAAAUAUUUAACUCCAACAAUGGAAAGAGUUGAUAUACAGCCACAAAAUAUGUAGACUGUUUUUACGAAGGAUUUAUUUGGGAUACAUUUAAAACUUUCUGUUUGAAAUGCACUGGUACGUUAUAAAAUCGUAAACGGAUAUGAAUGUGUACAUCUAACCUUACACUCCACAACUUCACGUUUUCAAUGUAUUGUAUGUGUUUCAAUAAUGUAAUCAGAAAUAAAAAAUAAAAAUACUUUAUACAUAUUUUAAAAAUGACACGAAUUGCAAUUUUCGUGAUUGUAUUCUCCUUACACAACCUGAAUGGAUGCUUUGCGAAUAGUUUGAAUUAUUCAAAAUGUAAUAAAAAUCAUUGUAUUGACAUCAAAUAUUUAACUCCAACAAACGAAAGAGUUGAAAUACACAUACAUUGCAGUGUACAUUUCACGAAGGAUUUACUUUGCGACAAUGUGUGGUCAAAUGUAACUGUUCUUAGUCUGGUAGGUAAUUGGAACCACGAACAUGGUGUCGACUUAGAAUCGAACACGUUUGAAAGGUUUGGCCAUUUAGAAGAGCUACGCUUCGUUGGCGUUCAAAUCGUGACAUUGUAUCCAGGCUCCUUUCGAGGAUUGGAUAACCUCCGGAUUCUUGAUCUGAGCAACUGUGUUAGUUUGGGUUAUUCCAAUUUUUUGUCUGCGUUUGAAUCAGACGCAACACUUCCAAGACUUCAAGAACUGAUUCUGCAUAUGACAGGGAACAGAGCGGAUAAUUUUAUGCUACGAGACGUAUUUGCAAAGCUUCUCUAUUCUAGACCGGUGCGUGUAUUAGAUUUAUCGGACAUGCUUAUAACAGAAUUUGAGUUUAGUUCAACAGGUCGAUAUGCAAGAUAUCUGGAAUUUUUAAAUGUAUCUGGAAUAUCUGUGUUGAAUUAUGCAAACAGUAAUGGUAUUUUGGACCGCAUUAUGCCGUCUUUAAAAAUAUUGGAUUUGAGCCGUAUUGAUGCUGAUAAAAUUUUCAGCAAAGUUUCACAUUUUUGGUGCCCGAACGAAAAGCUGUGUAUACCAACUCACAUCUUGGUUGACCGUAAUUACUUAAAUGUCAGCCUAGAUGCUGUUUACCUUGACAACAUGCCUGGAAACACACACCCAAGACAUGUAGUGUCCUCUUCACCUAUUGAAGUGAGAUGUUUAUUAGGAACGACGUUUAAUCUAAAGAAUUUAUACCUCCGACGUAACUUCGUUUCGGUUGUCGAUAUAGAACUCGACUUGAAGUGCCCUACAAUAAUAGACUUACUCGAUUUAUCGGAUAACGGAUUGCAAUAUAUAAAUCCAAAGGCUUUCUGGAAGAUAACUUCUCUUAAACAAUUGUUUUUGUCGGAUAACAGUCUUGGCGAAAUGGUCUCCUCUCAACCCGAACAAUUUCAACACUUGUUUGCUCCGUUUGAAAUACUAGAAAUACUGGAUCUGUCACGAAACAAAAUUGCAACAUUACUUGAUGGGACAUUCAUCAGUAAUCGUCGGUUAAAACUCCUUAACCUUGCUGGCAAUGUUUUUCAGCACUUUUCUUUUAACUUGAGAGAAUUGACCAACCUUGAAUAUUUGGAUUUAAGUGACAAUUAUCUUCUCGAAUUAGAUUCAAAUGGCUUAGCUAAACUGAAUUGCAUUCAAAUUGACACUGAAAUGGACUUUGGAGGACGUACAAUUCAGUGUUCAAAAUGUGAACAUUAUAAUACUGUUAAAUGGUUGCUUGAGCACAAAGAAAGUAUCUUUUCAAAUACAAGUUUAACAUGUGUAAAUUCAAAGGCAGACGUCGAAUUGAUUUCUAAAACGGUGGAAGAAAAUUUACACUAUAUUUGUUACAGAAACAUUUACAUUCGAAAUAACAUUAUUUGCUCAUCUGUAGCAUUUGUGUGUUUUUGUUCCAUUGUCGUUGUGGUUAUUAUCCGUAUUAGACGCCAACGAAAUUUCCAUAGGCAGCAUAGGAGACGUCAACAGACCAUACGAAGAUUGGAUAACGGUCAACUUCAAUUUGCGGCGUUCAUUUUGUACUCAAGUAAAGACGAGGAAUUCAUGCGAAACUUCGUCUAUGCGAAUUUGGAAAAAAAUCUUCAGCUAAAAGUUGACAGCGAAAGAGAGUUAGUUGGGUUUGGUGACAAGAAUUUCAAGGUUGGACACUGUAUCAUGAACGAAAUCAUUAGAUGCACGAAAGCUUCAGCGACAAUCGUUGUAGUUCUUUCAGACAAUUUUUGUAGCAGCGAUUUCUGUCUGCAGGAGUUUGAUGUUGCGUUCCGCGUUGGGAAGCCAAUUAUACUUAUGCUGAAAGGUGAAGUCAAUAUUUCACUGGCACCAGUUGCGAUAAGAGACUUGUUUAAUACGUACGUGCGGGUACUAUGGCGGAUAGACGACUACGGGGAAUACGAGCUGAUGACGAGCUGGGACAACGUGAGUAACUCCAUACUGGAACUUGGCGGUGUCCUUGGUGAUUAGAAUGCUCAAUGCAAUUUCAUACAAACAAGUUGAAACUUUAUUUGUAGAAGAAAAUGUGCGUAAUAUGAAGAUAAUCUUAACCGACUGAGUCAAGGAGAUCGUUAAUUAUUCAAUUUUGAUUCUUAACUAUGAAAUGUAUUCAAAGUUCUAUGAAUAAUUCUGGUUUCACUUCGAAUAUAUUCGGAUAAUUCAGCCCGUUCUUUUUUAUUUGUUUUAACUUAAACUGUUAAAAUUAAUAUUUAGGUAGUGGACAACUAUAUAUCGUAUGCUUGAAUGAGGUACGAUUAAACAAAAAUAUUGUAUAUUUUAAACUUGGACACAUGAAAUAUUUAGGGUCAUUAAACUUUUACAAUGUGUGAAAUUAUUUAUACAAGUAUGUGAGACAUCAAUACACUAAUUCUACGGAACACCAUUCCGGACAUUAAAGAAAAAUUUCACACGCGAACACUGCAGACGAAAACAGUUGCAUUUUCUUAUAUUUUAGAUAAUGAUAGCAACCAUUCUUAUAAUAACAGUUUUUUUAAUCCAUUCAAUCUCAAUAUUCUAACAUAAAUAUUAUUUUAGCGGGUUUUCCAGUACUUACGUAAUGUAUAUAUUGUUUGCAAUACAUUCAUAUGCAUCUUUUUGUUUGAACGUUAUCAAUACAAAUUCAUGUAAAAGAUGCUUUCAAUUUUGAUUGAUUCUUUUUUUGUUUGAUUUGAAUUAAAACGUAUUGUUAUAUAUUUACUUUUGAAUUUAAGUAGCAGUGCAAACGUUCAAACUGUCAGACAUUAGAAAUAUAGUGCUCAAAUCUUGUUUCGGCUAUUUUACGUAUUAGUAUAUAGCUUACCUCUGGUAUUGUACCUAGUAAUUGGACGAUUGGGGUAAUCAAUCCAAUUUCUUAAAACAACGGGUCUUUAAAUAUCCUUUUAACUACACUCCAUUCCCUUUAUUGAGCUAUGUCAGUAAAUUAUUUACCUCACUGUUAAAUAU
Messenger RNA from Dreissena polymorpha, 3542 nucleotides. RefSeq lists its product as uncharacterized. Lineage: Eukaryota; Metazoa; Mollusca; Bivalvia; Myida; Dreissenidae. Bases 360 to 2570 code for a protein of 736 amino acids. Gene Ontology annotation, cellular component: membrane. Gene Ontology annotation, molecular function: protein binding; transmembrane signaling receptor activity. The record is from RefSeq and is a predicted model, not a curated record. Gene Ontology annotation, biological process: immune response; toll-like receptor signaling pathway. The transcript has a single exon.